CCUUUCAGAGCGCGAGAGCACCGCCAACCGCGCGCCGAGCGCGUUCUCUCCAUUUCCACAAGUGUUUUCUUCUUGCCUCGUUCACACAAACCCGUUUCAGCUGUUCGGUGUCCACGCGCCCGGCGUCUUCUGUCAGUUGCGGACAGUUUUCUGUUUCCAGUGAAGUACGUUUGAAAAAGACGAAGCUCAGAACGAGGCUGAAGCAUCUUUAAGAGCGCGCGCAUCUCUCUGCGAGCGUGAACAACAUACGCGUGCCUCAGAAGACCCGUCAGCUCAGUGUUUCAGAAACGAGUCACCCGAACUUUCAAGGAAUAUUUAGCAGCAAUUAAAGGAGGAAUUUAUUCAUUUUUCUGUCAGGAACUGAGAAAAAGUAAUAACCUACGUCAGGGGAUAUUAAAAGACGGAAUACGAAGUGGACGCUGCGUUCCGAGAGAAUUUUUUGCAAGCGUCAGAUUUGCCGUUUGUGUAACACACGGGUCCGUCGCCACAAACGUUUUCUGUGGGAAGUUUCUGAGUUUUUUGACGGAAGAAAUGGGCAUAACUGGUUAUUUUGUCAUGCCGUGGAAAUGCCUGGUGGUUGUGGCGCUAAGACUGCUGUUCCUUGUGCCCGCAGGAGUGCCAGCAAGAAGCGGAGACUCUUAUUUAAAGGACAACAUCACUGUCAGACAGGGAGACAGUGCCGUCUUAAAGUGCAAUGUUGACAACAAAGUCUCACGGGUGGCGUGGCUCAACCGGACCACCAUUCUCUUCACGGGCAAUGAAAAGUGGUCUUUGGACCCGCGGGUGGUCCUGUUAAACACAGCUGUCACUGAAUACAGUAUAAUGAUCCUAAAUGUCAACUUAUAUGACGAGGGACCAUAUGUAUGUUCCAUUCUCACAAACAAGAAACCUGAAUCGACAAAAGUGCACCUCAUCGUACAAGUUCCUGCCAGGAUUGUAAACAUAUCCACGGAUAUUUCGGUGAAUGAGGGAAGUAACGUAAGCCUCAUGUGUCUGGCGAUCGGACGACCUGAACCCACCAUUUUGUGGAAAUUACGCUCCUCCAAAGGUAGCAGAGUUAUAACCGAGGGCGAAUAUGUGGAAAUUAACGGAAUCACCAAAGACAUGUCCGGCUCGUACGAAUGCAUGACCUCAAACGAUAUCUCGCCUCCAGACGUCAGGACUGUUCAGGUUACCGUAAACUAUCCGCCUGUCAUUUCGCGAGCUCGGAGCACGGGAACGGCUGUUGGUCAGAAAGGGGUACUGUGGUGCGAGGCAUCAGCCGUGCCUCUGGCAGAUUUUGAAUGGUUUAAGGGUGACCGCAAAAUCUUCAAUGGACUCAAUGGGAUCAAGAUCGAAAACAAAGGGAAACAAUCCAUGCUAACCUUCUUUAACGUCUCUGAAGAGGAUUACGGGAACUACACCUGCGUGGCUAUGAACACUUUGGGGAUAACAAACGCGAGCAUUAUUUUGUACGGCCCCGGAGCGAUACACGACGUGAACAAUUCAGCAUCUUCGCCAACCAACUCGUUCUUGCUCCUAACGCUCGUCCUAACGCUCUCGUUCCUGAGCAAGUUUUGAUGCUAAAGCACCUGCCCGCUUCUCAGUACCAGACUCACAGUCCCACACAAAGAGGCAGAAUACUUUAUCGAUUAUUAUUAUGUUUUUAUUAUUUUGCCUUAAAUUUUAUUUCUGAGGGAAUAAGGUCAGUGUGGGUUUAUGGGUCUGUAAUAGGAUGCUUUGGGAUUUAACAAUAUUUCGGAUUUUCAAAUGGUAAACUGGACUGUGAAUGGAGUCAGUUGUUAGCCGGGUAGAACUUAUAGAUCCAACUACAGUGUAUGUGUCUCUCCAACCUUUUGUAUGUGAAAAGAGAAGCAAAAAUUCAUGUAAUCGUGAAUAACUGAAUGGUUAUUUUGCUCAGUAUUGAACUGUGUGACUUGAGGUUACUGCUGUGUCCUGUUUCAUGUAAAAUAACAUGGUUUUCUUUUUUUAUUAAAAUAAUGUAAAAAAUGACAAACAGCAAAAAAGAAAGAAUGAAAAAAAAACAAUGUAAUAUUUGAUUUACUGUACAUGUACAGAUGUAUGCAAAUACCGUUCACACAUUAAUAAGAUCUAUACGUUCAUUAUAAUAUAGCACACAGGCGGCAUAAUGCAUCCUUCAGAGUUCAUCAUCAUUAUGUUUAAAUAACAGAGGAAAAUUAAAGACAGCUUGCAUGUGUACCGAGCUGACAUACAGUAGUUACAUGCGGUAGGAUAGGCUCUUUAUCUGGUCUAACAUACUGUACUUUAGGGUAGAUGCGUUUUUUUACCGUACAGUAGAUUGUACAUGUAUGCCCCCAAAAAAACAACAACAGUAUAUGUGAGAUACUAAGAUGCAUAAUAAAUCUGUUCCUCAUACAAUACCUUUAGGUUGACAGCCGUACCAAAUUCCCACAUGGGACAGAGGAAGUGAUUUGAAGAAUUAUGUAUCACAGUAUGUGUAAUCGCAUACCUGAUUCACAGGAAUCAUUUUGUUAGCAUUCAGAUGUUGAUAGUGACACAUUUCAUACCACCAAAAAAUCAUUGUGUACUUUGUGCAAAUUCCCUUAUCAUAUUUUUUUCAUUUCAUCAAAAUGCUUUGGAUGAGACUUUUAUUAUUAAAAUGUUAAAGAUGUU
Messenger RNA from Misgurnus anguillicaudatus (oriental weatherfish), 2634 nucleotides. RefSeq names its product opioid binding protein/cell adhesion molecule-like (gene opcml). NCBI's taxonomy places the organism in Eukaryota, Metazoa, Chordata, Actinopteri, Cypriniformes, Cobitidae. The record is from RefSeq and is a predicted model, not a curated record.